Ceutorhynchus assimilis (cabbage seed weevil) is the source of this 2396-nucleotide messenger RNA. The record is from the annotation of a GenBank genome assembly. Lineage: Eukaryota; Metazoa; Arthropoda; Insecta; Coleoptera; Curculionidae.
GGGGAUAAAGCUUUUAUAUACCGGUACGCUGUUCGCCGCGUUUUCUUUAGACCCCCGGUUCUCGAGUAGUGAACGUUGAACCAGUUACAACGCGCUUGCUUACAGACUUUGCCGCUUUAUUAUCAAACGAAAUAUUAUGAACUUUGUACUUUAACCUUUUGUGCCGUCAUGAGAAUACGUAUUAGUAACACGUAUUACCCGAUGUCAGUUGAGGAAUCAGAGAUGCUCGACUUAAAACCAGAACGACAGCCCGAGCCGCCUACCAAAACACCACAAGUACCAUUUGUUCCUCAACAAAUAGAAAAACCACCAACUGAAGAUGUUCCUGCGGCUCCUUUAGCCGGGAAAUUUGGUUGGACGUCAAACGAAGAAACGUUCCGGCCAUUGCCGUUUGUGACAAGAGACUCGGAACGCUUUAUCGCUAAAAAAAUUUGCGAAACCGACUGGUUUCUAUGUCCCAAUGCAAUUACAACCUCCGAAGAGUACUUCAGGGUAUACAAAAUGACCAGCAGUGAGGCGACCACUUACAAUGAAGUGAACAUCAGUCACUGUGAUAGAGGUUUGGUGGGAAACUAUUUUUUUCUACCUGGUGAUAUUCUAUUCAACUUGGAAGAUAUCAAGAAAUUUCUCCGAUUUCUGGCAGUAUUCAAACAUAUUGUGAAAUACAAAAAUUUUGGAAAUGAUAUGUUUGGAUUUGUGAAAAUCAACAAGGAAAAUUAUACUGUGCCAUUUGUUUGGAGCGAAGGCAGACAAUUGAUGCCCACAUUUUAUUUCGAUGGAGUAGAUGAAAUCCUGAAAGAUAAAUGUAUAUGCAUUACAGAUAAAUGGAUGCGUCUUUAUCUGAGAGUAUGUUUUAUCCUACAAAAAGUCAGACCGGAACUCUAUAAUCUGAAAUCUAUUCGAGUAAUAGAUGCAAUGGAUAUUAAACCAUUAUUCGCUCCGGAUACAAAUUUUACACUUUCCUGGCCAGAAGAUGGCUAUAAAUAUGAAAAUUUCCUAACUAUCAUUGAACGGAAUGAUCCAUCACCUGAGGCAAUGCUUGCAGCCAUGCAUGGCGUAACUGGACCUCUACAGAGCCCACCAAUAAACCAAAACCCAAAACAGAACAGACCAGAUUUGAUUCCUGCCGCUUCACCCAUGAAUGAAAUUCUACAGAGUCCACCAAUGAACCAAAACAGACCCGAUUUGAUAUCUCGCACCCCUGCAACUUCACAGAAUUCAAACAUAUAUAAUUUUUCCGCUAUAACUCAACUCUAUCAACGACCCGCAAACGAUAAUGUAUGCUCAAAUCCAUUUUGUAAAGAAUGUUCUUUCAACAAUAUCGCUGUUUAUAAAAAAAGAAGAAGGAAGAGCAAAAACGAAUCAGUACUACCAACAGUAGUACCUCAACAAAUGCCCACAUCGUCAUCAACUAACAGAUUAAGUAAUGUACCUUACGCAUCGCCCCAGUCAGCUUCAAGUCCUGAAAUGCAAUUUCCAAGUCCAAUUAUAUCCGGAGCUUCUACAGGGACUGUGAGCGGGGAUUUACAAAUUAACACCAAUCCUCAGACCGAUCUAUGGUCUCAACCUGUAAGGAGUGACCCAAGAACUACUUUCAGUCAGAAUAAUGAGCCUUACAGAAGGCAACCUCAAGAUCAACAAAGGAGUAGGCUGCCUGCUUUGUACAGUUAUCAGCAGCAAUUUUUAGCAUUUCAGCAACAGGCUAAUAAUAUUAACAAUAGAGUGGCUCCUUCUGUCAAUACGCCAUUGCCUCAAACUUCAUAUUCUGCAGGAUAUAAUAACGGAACUCCAGCAAAUAUGCAAAACGUUAUUGGCAGUUCUGCAGGAUAUAAUAAUAAUAGAAUAGUGUCUUCCUCAAAUCAAAAUAUGUUUGUAACUCCUACAAGUUAUAAUAAUGUAUCAGAAAAUACGCAUUUAGCACAAAGUGUAAUUGUAAAUUCUGCAGGGUAUUAUAUGUCAGUAGAUAAUCAAGUUUACUUGCCUGGAUCGGUUACUUCUUCCAGAACUACUGUUUCUUCUAAUGGUAUUGAGACGCUUUUGUAACUUUAAGUGCCACUUGUACUUGAAACCAAAGAUGUUCAAAAAGAAUACAUAUUAUUAUUUCUAUAAGGAACUUAUGUACCUACAUACCUACUAUUUAGUUUUUAAAAAUGUGCAAGCUUUUCUGUAUUGUUAUGGAGCUUUAAUUAUUGCAAUAAUGUGCAUUUAUAAAAGAGUAUUAUUCAGUUAGCUAGUUGUUAGGUGUAUAUAGUUUAUGUUAUGAAGGGACAAAAGUAAUACACACUUUUGAUUCUGUUGUUCCAAAGUAUUAUAUUUUUAGUUUUUUUUCUACUUUUUCGAAUGAAGAAACUUUUUUUUUGCCUAUAAAUAAACAAAGCGUGCCAAAUGCAAAUGUA